AUGAUACUGACAGCUCAAGUCCCGGGGAGCCUUUAUGUCUACGUUCCCAAUAAGGCAGCCCCCAUUUUCUUUACAAUUGCAUUUGCUGCCUCGGCAAUUGGCCAUAUCUGGCAAUGUCUCCGCUACAAAUGCAUUAGAAUGAUCGGGCUGCACCCAUUCUGUGCAGUACUAUUUACAGUCGGCUAUGCUAUGCAAGCAUAUGGAGCCUAUGGGCACUAUAUGUACGACUCACAAAACCUGCUCGUCUACAUUCUCAGCCAGGUUUUUAUUUAUAUCUGCCCUCCGCUUCUUGAGCUCGCCAACUACCAUGUUCUUGGUCGGAUUUUCUACUACGUCCCGAAUCUCGCCCCUCUUCCUCCUGGUAAAGUUUCGGCCAUUUUCGGUAGUCUGAUGGCACUCGUCGAGGCGUUGAACGCUCCUGGUCACGCUAAACAUAAGCAUGGCAUUGAUCUUGAUCCGUUGCAUCUACCGCCUGGUGGAACACGUGGGCAACACUGGUACUUCUAUGUCUUCGAGGCAUCGCUCAUGCUCCUCAACUCUUUACUAUGGAACGUGUUCAAUCCGGGCCGCUACCUGCCCAGAAACCACACUGUUUACUUGGCGGCGGAUGGAACGACCGAGAUCGAAGAGGAACAAGUCCGGGAUGACCAACCGGUCUUUGUUAAGGCUGUGUAUGCGGCCGUGAAUAUCCUGACCUUUGGCCUGUGUGGCCUUUUUGCCCGCCAGAAGGAUGAAGAGAGCCAUCCGCUUACACAGCGGAAUAAGUACUUUCGUCAGACUUGA
Molecule: messenger RNA, 783 nt
Organism: Aspergillus thermomutatus
Lineage: Eukaryota; Fungi; Ascomycota; Eurotiomycetes; Eurotiales; Aspergillaceae
Product: putative RTA1 domain protein
Exons: 4
Coding region: 1-783 (260 amino acids)
Cellular component (GO): membrane
Source: RefSeq, a predicted model, not a curated record